This is a messenger RNA of Thermothielavioides terrestris NRRL 8126, 1168 nucleotides long. RefSeq lists its product as uncharacterized. The record is from RefSeq and is a predicted model, not a curated record. NCBI's taxonomy places the organism in Eukaryota, Fungi, Ascomycota, Sordariomycetes, Sordariales, Chaetomiaceae. Gene Ontology annotation, molecular function: N4-(beta-N-acetylglucosaminyl)-L-asparaginase activity. The transcript has 2 exons. Gene Ontology annotation, biological process: protein deglycosylation. Bases 1 to 1119 code for a protein of 372 amino acids.
AUGACGAGUAUCCAACCCAUCCGCUUUGCGCCCUUGGCGCUCCCUCACCUCCUCCCCCUCCUGCUCAUCCCCCUCCUCCCCUCAGGCAUCCUCGCCAACCCCCACCACAACCCAAACUUCCCCCUCGUAGUCAACACCUGGGGCGGCCCGUUCACCGCGGCCACAGACGCCGCCUACCUCUCCCUCACCAACACCACCACCUCCUCCCCGCGCCACUCCGCCGCCCUCGACGCAGUCGAGAUCGGCUGUGCAACCUGCGAGCGCGCGCAGUGCGACGGCACGGUCGGCUUCGGCGGGUCGCCGGACGAGGCGUGCGAGACGACGCUGGACGCGCUGAUCAUGGACGGGACGAGCAUGAAGAGCGGCGCGGUGGCGGGGCUGCGGCGCGUGCGCGACGCGAUCGGCGUCGCGCGCGCCGUGCUCGAGCACACGCGCCACUCGCUGCUGGUCGGCGACCUGGCGACGCGCUUCGCCCUCGAGAACGGCUUCGGCCCCGAGGAGGACCUCGCCACGGACGAGAGCCGGGCGCGGUGCGAGGCCUGGAAGCGCGGCGGGUGCCGCGGGAAUUACAGGCUGAAUGUCGAGCCGGAUCCGCACGUGUCGUGCGGGCCGUAUCGGCCGGUGCCGGUUCAAGGCGGUGUGGCGGGGUGGGUCUCGCAUGAUACUAUCUCGAUGGUGGUCAUUGAUGCUGCCGGGGCCAUGGCGGCGGGCACGUCGACGAACGGGGCGGCGUUCAAGGUCCCCGGCCGGGUCGGCGACGGGCCGAUUGUUGGGAGCGGGUCAUAUGUGGAUGGCGAUGUGGGCGGGUGCGGUGCGACGGGGGACGGAGAUGUCAUGAUGCGGUUCCUGCCGUGUUACCAGGCAGUGGAGAACCUGAGACGAGGCAUGACCCCAACCGAGGCGGCGGAGGAUGCGGUGCGGCGGAUGCUGAGGAAGUACCCCGACGUCUCGAGUGGGAUAGUGGUCGUGAACAACAAGGGCGAGCACGGAGCGGCUGCCUCGGGUUGGACCUUCUCUUACUCGUUCCGUGGCGGCACAAUGGGCGCCACCAAAGUCAUUACAAUUCCGCCACUGAAAGCGGGAUUAUUUGUAACCCACAUGAACUGGGGCGAACUUUGAGCACCAAUUCUCCCAACCGGUACAUGAAGCUCCGGAGUUUCAUUCCUCG